This is a messenger RNA of Solanum stenotomum, 571 nucleotides long. RefSeq names its product histone H4. Gene Ontology annotation, biological process: nucleosome assembly. Lineage: Eukaryota; Viridiplantae; Streptophyta; Magnoliopsida; Solanales; Solanaceae. Bases 61 to 372 code for a protein of 103 amino acids. The record is from RefSeq and is a predicted model, not a curated record. Gene Ontology annotation, cellular component: nucleosome. Gene Ontology annotation, molecular function: structural constituent of chromatin; protein heterodimerization activity; DNA binding. The transcript has a single exon.
GGGUUACUAAAUUGUUUUUAUUUGUUGUAUUGAUUCAGAUAAACUCAAGGUUGAUUGAAAAUGUCGGGCCGUGGAAAGGGAGGAAAAGGAUUGGGAAAGGGAGGAGCAAAGCGUCACCGUAAGGUGCUCCGUGAUAACAUUCAAGGUAUCACUAAGCCUGCUAUUAGGCGUUUGGCUCGUAGAGGAGGAGUGAAGCGUAUCAGUGGACUAAUCUAUGAGGAGACUCGUGGAGUUUUGAAGAUCUUUUUGGAGAAUGUGAUUCGUGAUUCUGUUACCUACACUGAGCAUGCUAGGAGGAAGACGGUCACUGCUAUGGAUGUUGUCUAUGCACUCAAGAGACAAGGAAGGACUCUGUAUGGUUUUGGAGGUUGAAUGGGAGUUUUUGGGUUCUGACUUUUGUUUAGUCUGCAAAAGUCUUGCUGUCAAGAAAUUGUUUUGCUUUUUGCUGGGGUUAAUGGGGUUCUAUUCUGGUGUAAUUAGUAUGGUUCAUGUAGGAGAUGUGGUUGUAGCUUGUUUCAAAACUUCUGAAAAUUAGCUUGAAUUCAAUGGAUACUAUUGGCAGAUUCAGUUU